CUCCCACGGCUGCUGCUGCCUUCUUCGUUAGGGUUAAUUGCCCCCCAUGACCGGGAUGGGGGAAUUAAUUCCUCCAUCCCGGUCUUCCGCUGGAGGUCUUCGGCAAUUUUCGCUUCUUUUCGCUCCCAGAUCCCCUGCAUCCCCUCCCCUCCCGUGCGUACAUCGACAGUGACGUAUUCUCGAAGUCCGCCAGCUUCGUCAACAAGCCCCGGCUGGCUUCGGCGCCUGGCCCGUGCCCGUGCCCGUGCCCGGCGAGCUCCUCUCGUGCCGACCUAGAACCGACCGAUGUUCCGCGGUGAACGACAAAGCGUAGCGGUAAAAAACACUCACUCGGGUGACUCGACGAGUUACCACCGGUGGGAGUUGAGCGGGGUCAAAAGCUCGACCGAGGCUGCGGGCAUGCGAUCGAAAUCUGCGCAGAAAGGUAACCUUGACCCGAGGUCACUUUUGCGAAAGCGGCAGCAGCAAAAUCUCCGAGGAAAGGUGAAGGUGGCGGUCUACGGGGACCCGCUAUUCCCUUGCAGCAGCAGCAGGCAUGUCACCAUUGCGCCUCGAUCUUGGAAGACUCAAAAGUCUUGAUUUUCUCAUCCUCAUCCUUUUCUUCGGACACCCUUUCCUCCCUCGGCCGGUUCUUGAAAUUGCAGUUUGGUGCCCAUAAAAUAAAGCAGCCGCUUUUGACAAAUCGUCGUAAACAAAUCUUGUAAUCGUACCGUGAAUGACGGCAUGCUUUAAGCCCUCGACGUCUUCGUCGAGGGCUUAAAGCAUUUCUUCUUCUUAUUUCUUCUUGAAGACAUUUCUGGCAACGCAAGGUGCAAGUAAGGUCACUGAUUUCUUACAAAUCGAACUGUUUUUUGGUUCUGAAGAACUGAUUAUUGCCAUUUCUUCGUAUUUAGUUUUUUCUCUAUUUCGUCUUUCAGAAUGAUCAGAGCGAGCAACUUCCAGAAUUCCGUUCUUUCCCGUUCAGAGCUUCACUUUCCAGCAUCUCCUC
Messenger RNA from Marchantia polymorpha subsp. ruderalis, 988 nucleotides. The record is from the annotation of a GenBank genome assembly. Lineage: Eukaryota; Viridiplantae; Streptophyta; Marchantiopsida; Marchantiales; Marchantiaceae.